Molecule: messenger RNA, 1226 nt
Organism: Spirometra erinaceieuropaei
Lineage: Eukaryota; Metazoa; Platyhelminthes; Cestoda; Diphyllobothriidea; Diphyllobothriidae
Source: the annotation of a GenBank genome assembly
AUGGAACUUUUCACUGAUGCCACCGCCUGCGAAAGCCUCGGCCUGGACAUGAACACGGAGAAGACAAUGGUUAUGCAUCAAACGCCACCCGGCGCUACCUACGUCGCACCCCAAACCAGACUGAAUGGCGCCCAACUGCAAGUCGUGGACAACUUCACAUACCUGGGCAGCACCAUCUCCCGCAACACCAAAGUAGAGGAUGAAGUGGCCCGCCGGACCUCCAAAUCCAGCCAAGCCUUCGGUUGUCUGCAAAGCACGGUUUGGAAUCGCCACAGUCUCCAACUCGACACCAAACUGAAGACGUACAAGGUGGUCCUCCUGCCGAUGCUGCUGUAUGGAGCGAGGACUUGGGUGAUGUACAAGAAGUAGGCGCGGGGACUCAAUCAUUUCCACAUCAGCUGUCUUCUUCGGGUACGGAAGCUGAGGUGGCAGGACCGGAUCCCCGACACAGACUUACUGAAGUGGACGGGAAUCCUCGGCAUCUUUGUCAUGCUGAGACAGCUGAAACUGCGUUGGAGCAGACAUCUCGUGCGGAUGGACGACGAACGGCUACCCAAACGACUCUUUUAUGGGGACGUCCACACGGGUCCCCGCCUCCAAGGAGGCCAAAUCUGUCGAUACAAGGACACUCUGAAGACUUCCCUAAAGCUCCUGCAGAUCAACCUGGCAAACUAGGUCCGAGAUUGACCGAUCCUCAGGAGGACAUUGAAGACAGGAGCAGUGGUCUACGAAGCAAACCGCAUCACCGCCGCGAAAGCCAAAGCGGGGCUCACAAAUCCCUAUUGUGCUCACCUCGCAACGCCAACGCCCAACCGCCUCCUACGUGUCCACGAUGUCUACGGACAUUCGAGGCGUCCUUUGGACUUGUUAGACAUCUCCGGACCAACUGCAGAAUCAGGGCUGCACCAAUUGCUGUCGCCUCGUCCAGAUCUGCCUCAUCCUCCACGCCAACAACUAACACUGACUGCACCCCCGAACCUUCUUCUUCCUCCUCCUCCUCCUCCUCCUCCUCCUCCUCCUCCUACUACUACUACUACUACUACUACUACUACUACUCCUGCUCCUCCUCCUCUUCUUCUUCUUUUUCUUCCUCUUCUUCAUAUUCUUCUUCUUCCUCCUCCUCUUCCUCCUCCUCCUCCUCCUCCUCCUCCUCCUCUUCUUCUUCUUCUUCUUCUUCUUAUUCUUCUCCUCCAUUUCCUCAACAUCCACUACGGCGGCUCCUGUAG